CAUUCAGGCAGGGGUUGGUCACCAACUCUAACGUCAUUUAGGACCUCUAAAGCAACAUGGCAGCCUCCGACACAAAGUCAGUUUUAUUCGUUUGUUUGGGAAAUAUUUGCAGGUCACCCAUUGCUGAAGCUGUCUUUAGGAAAAUGGCAUCAGAUGCUGGUGUUGCUGACAAGUGGAGGAUAGACAGUGCUGCCACCUCUACCUAUGAGAUAGGAAACCCUCCAGACUUCCGUGGUCAGGCAUGCAUGAAGAAGCAUGGCGUGCCUAUGAGGCAUGUGGCCAGGCAGGUAACCAGGGAAGAUUUUACGAGCUUCGACUAUAUUCUUUGCAUGGAUGAGAGCAAUUUGAGUGACCUGAAAAGGAAGGCAAAGUCGGUGAAAAACACAAAAGCAACAGUUGAGCUGCUUGGUAAAUUUGACCCCCAGAAGCAGCUGAUCAUCAAUGAUCCAUAUUAUGGCAGUGAUCAAGACUUUGAGAAGGUGUAUGAACAAUGUGUACGUUGCUGCAAAGCCUUCCUGGAGGUGAACUCCUAACAACCUCAAAGGAUCUUUCCUUUAAGUUUGAUGGAUGAACAGGAGUCAUAAACCCCACAUGUUUUGGUUGUUAACCAAACUUAUCAGUCUAACUCUACAAUGACCAGAUGUUUUUAUUUUAGGGUAAAUCAAAAGCUUCAUUCAGAGUAACUUCUACAAGUUUGUAGACUAUAAAUUUGGGUGAUUAUUAAUUUAAUUAAACUUAAUUUGAAAAAAAAA
Nothobranchius furzeri (turquoise killifish) is the source of this 752-nucleotide messenger RNA. It is a transcript of the gene acp1, whose product is annotated as acid phosphatase 1. Gene Ontology annotation, cellular component: cytoplasm. Gene Ontology annotation, molecular function: non-membrane spanning protein tyrosine phosphatase activity; acid phosphatase activity. The record is from RefSeq and is a predicted model, not a curated record. NCBI's taxonomy places the organism in Eukaryota, Metazoa, Chordata, Actinopteri, Cyprinodontiformes, Nothobranchiidae. Gene Ontology annotation, biological process: protein dephosphorylation.